UUCGCAGUCCAAAGCUCUUUCUCCUAAGUCUCAACACUCUCUCUACUAAUUUAAAACCACAACCAAACCUUAGGGGAAAAAAAACUUGAAAGACCCAAAACCCAAUCUAGCUCUACUCUCAACCAUGAAGAAACUCUACACCAACAAAAAAGGCAAAGUCCACCCAUCUCCGCCGCCCAUCGCCGACCACCUCUCUCUCCUUCCGGCCACAAUUCUCACUCUCACGGUGGCUCUCUCUCCCCAAGACAAAGAAGUCUUGGCCUACCUCAUCUCUUGCUCCGGAACCACCACCAACUUUUCCGGCAACCCCAAAACCCGACUUGACGGCGGAGGUAGCGGCGGCGACCACCCAACUCAGUUCAACUGCAACUGUUUCAGAUGUUAUAUGAGUUACUGGGUUCGUUGGGACGCUUCGCCGAAUCGUCAACUCAUUCAUGAGGUUUUAGAUGCUUAUGAAGACGGAUUGUUUCAGAAGAAGAAGAAGAGUUUGAAGAAGGAGAGAAGAAAGAGAGUCUGUGAGGAUGAGAAUCGUGACUCGGGCGAGUUGGGAUCGGUGGAAGUGAGUCAGAGUCGCCCGAGUCACGGUGGUGGUGAUGUGGAGGAGGAUGGGGGUGGGGAGGUGGGUUCGGAGAAAGGAUCGGUGAGGAAGCUUGUGAGCUUCAUUGGAGAAAGGAUUUGGGGUGUUUGGGGGAUAUGAAAAUGGUUUCUCGGCAAGGAAGGAAAUUUUUCCUGCGUUUUCUCAGUCAUGUUUGAUUCCCUCUUGUACGAAGAUUAUGUAUAUCCAUCCCCUUAAUGUAAGUAUAAGGUGGGUAUUUUCAGCUAUCAUGGCCACUCUUUUUUUUUUUCUUUUUUUUCUUUUUUUUUCAGAUUUCGUAUAAAAAAUCUGUCUUGAUCAUGGUAUGAGAGUUGUAUAUAUUAUCCAAUUCUGAUUAAUUACCAGAAAAAUUAGGUAUUAUGUUUUCUUUUUUCACUCCAACCUAGAAUGUAUUGAACUCAUAAUUCCUUAAAUAUUUUGCAAGUAAA
Camellia sinensis is the source of this 1023-nucleotide messenger RNA. RefSeq lists its product as uncharacterized. The record is from RefSeq and is a predicted model, not a curated record. NCBI's taxonomy places the organism in Eukaryota, Viridiplantae, Streptophyta, Magnoliopsida, Ericales, Theaceae.